This is a messenger RNA of Funneliformis caledonium, 1326 nucleotides long. NCBI's taxonomy places the organism in Eukaryota, Fungi, Glomeromycota, Glomeromycetes, Glomerales, Glomeraceae. The record is from the annotation of a GenBank genome assembly.
AUGACAACGGAAACGACCACCAUAACUUUUAAAUCACUUCAUUUAAAUCCUCCAACCAGGUAUCGAUCUAUUCCGAUAUCUUUACAUCUAAACAAAAGGACACCUCAACCCACAACUUUAUCCUUGAGCCUCAGGUCACCACCGGUACCCGUUAAGGAAGAUGAUUUCGGUCUUUGCGAGGAGUGCAAUAGACCAAAUUCAUCAAAGGGAUAUUGCUCCUCAUGUUCUUCUUCGCAUUUUCAAAAGAACUUUGAUAGAUGGACGAGUGGGAAUGAUGACAUUGAUAAAUUGAUAAAAUCAACACAGACCUCUAGUAGGCGAGCCUUUGUAGAGUGGAUACCGUACGAUGAUUUACAUGAUGUCAAAUACAUCUCCAAAAGUAGUUUCAGCACGACAUAUUCCGCUACUUGGACAUCUGGUCCGAUUAUGAAUUGGAAUCAAUCAAGUGAAGAUUGGAAUCUUUCGCUACUUAAUUGUUCUUAUCAACAACAUAAAGAAAUUAUGCCGAUAUAUGGGUUGACGCAAGAUCCCAUAACAAAAGAUUACAUGGUGGUAAUGAAAUUCGAACGAGGAAACUUGAGGAAUUUCAUAAAUGAUAAUUUCACUUCGCUUUCAUGGUCACAAAAACUCAAAUUACUUCAUUCAAUCGCCACCGGGUUACAUAAAAUUCACUCAUCAGGAUUAAGCCAUAAUAAUCUUCAUUCCGGUAACAUCUUUGUGAAAAAGGAAGAUAACGGAGAUUUAUCGGCAAUCAUUUCGGAUUUAGGGAUGUCGGGUCCAGCUGAUAAAUCAUAUGAUUUAUGUAACUCACGAAUCGAUACAUUUGGCGUGAUACAAUAUACGCCUUCCGAAAUCUUUCACGGUCGUAUUUACACAAAAUAUUCCGACAUUUAUUUCUUUGCAAUGUUGAUGUAUGAGGUCUCGACCGGUUUACCACCGUUUAUCAACGUUCCAUUUGACAAAUUGAAUGAGUUGAUAUUUGAUAUCUGCGAUGGUUUUAGACCCGCUUAUAAUUCCAAGGACAUGCCAAGGUGUUUUGAGGAAUUGAUGAAAAAAUGUUGGGAUGAUGAUGAGUUUAGCAGGCCACUCGCUUCUCAAUUGGUUGAUAUUAUUGGAAAUUGGAUAAGUGAGGAUAUUAGUAGGCGUGGUAACCUGAUUCGAUUGAAAUAUCCUUUAAGCAUAUACGAUAUUUAUAAGAGUCAACGAAUUAAUACCACCGAUUUGGGCGAUGAAGAUUUUGAGCAUGAUAGUGAAUCAAAUUUUGAGAAUGUGGAAAGUGAUGAAGACAUUGAACUUAAUACAGAUUUCGAACGAAAAGGUGAAUAA